AUGAGAGGUAUGUGAACUAUACAAAAACACUGGUGAGUGUGAGUUUUUCCAACUGUAGGACACUUAGACCCUGUUCACACGACACAGGCAUAGUUCAAAAACAAAACAAAAUUCUUAUGUUUAGGGGUUGCAUUCACACAAUGCCGGUAUGAAAAAGUGUGAAACCGUAAUGCUACCCGUAAGAGUUUGAAAACGAUAUGCAAUUCUACGGUCAGAGUGCUGUGUGAACACCUAACCGUAAGAAUUUCAUUACGUUUAUGCAAAAUGAAAUUAACAAAACUGCAAAAUGAUUUGUCCAGCAUAUUGUCAAAGCGGAAUAUAAUCUGCCAGUAUCGUGUGAACAGUUGAAACUGUGAUGAUUUUCUGCUGGCACUAUUCCAUGCCGGUAUCGUGUGAAUGGGGUCUUAGAGAGAAAACUGCAUGGGUAGUGCUGUGCAUAUAAUAUACAUCAAGACAAAUAUCUUAUUACAGUAUGUGAAAUGAUAUUGUCAUAAUCAACACAAUUUUUAUCACUGCAAUAAACCUACCCAAACAUAAUAAACCAACUAGAGUAGUACAUGGUUAUCUAAUUUCUCUAUUUCCUUGCUAGUUAUAUUAGUAACAAUAAAGACUGUUCGACUGGUUAUAAAUGUUAUAACAAAGUACCACCAUAUUUACAUAACCAUCCAAAUUAUUUGGAACACUGCUUACAACGCCUUGUUUAUGCCGAUGAAGCCACAAUAAAUACGAUUAACCAAAACACUGGCAUAUUUAUAGUAAAAAGUGAAACAAAUAACUGUUAUUACAAGGUACAUUUUAAUUCUAAAAAUGAUGAAAAUAUACCAAGUUGUGAAUGUCUGGACUGGCAGAAAAACUAUCUACCAUGCAAGCCUAUACUUUCAGUCAUUCACGCCAAUAAUGGAUGGGAUGGUCUAAUUUACCAGCGUGCUACAGAGAGUCACCUUACCUCACCAUAGACAGCAAGGUUAUCUUUAAACAAGUCAGCCACACCAAAAACGAAAAUGACGAUCACACCCCUAACACCUUAAAUUUCGAUGAACAAGAACUUUUAAGGUUACAUGACACCCUUUUUGGUGUUUUGUGGAAAAUCGCUACAGCGUGCUCAAAAUCAGUCCGAUUUUCACCUAAUGUUAGCCAGUGCAUGUAAAAUAUGAUAAAGUUGUAAAAUUGACAAACAAUAAAAUGUAAGAAUUAUUCAGGAAAAUCUUAAGUCGUGGUACCUUUAUGCUUUUGAGUUAUGUUCCUGCUGGUUUUAAGAUAUAUUUAUGAAAAUAUCAUUUUUAUACAGUAAAAUAGUUCUAAAAAAUUGUGUUCAGAAAUUUUUGUUUAUUUCGUCAUUCCGCUGAUAUGGCGAUUUCUUUGACGACUGCAAUAUAUUUCUGAAUCGUUUGUGUGAAUUGCUCCUUAUUAUUAAAAUAUCCAAAAUUAGAACAAAGCCGAACACAAUUUUGAAACUGACAUCUUUAGCUAUGUCCUGUUAAAAUUUGAGAAAAAUUUGUUAAAACACGCAGGAGCACAACUCGUUUAAAAAUCUGUAAUUGCCGUAAAAUUCUUCGGGAGAAAAUUAAAUUUGAAUAUUACAUUUUCAAUGUUUUUCUUAUUGCAAGCGAAAUGUAUUUUAUUAAAUAACUCUUCGAGUUUUUAACAUUUUUCGUCCAAACUUGGUCAGAUAUUAGAACUGGUCUAAUGCUUACAUGGAAACCAAUAAAAAAAAUUUAGGCAAAAUUAACACUCAAAGGUGUUCUGUAACCUUAAAGGGUAAUAAUUUUGUAGAACAAUGCUCAAUAGACAUUAAAGACAUCCUAAAGCCAACAUUUCCUAAGAGAACAUCUGUUACAAGGUGCUGUGACCUUCUUGCCAAAAUAAAAAGUUUGGUGCAUGAAUCUACAAAAUCAACAGCGCUAGAAAAAUUAGAGAAAGAUCUCAAGUUAGUCCUUAAGGACUUUGAGUCUAACAUUAGUGAAGGAACCACCACCUCAGGCAUAACACUUUCUGCCCCAGACAGGCAAAUGGUUCCUCAGCGUAAAAGAAAGAACCAGGAACAGAAACAGGCAAAUACUGCAUGCCCUUUAAAAAGACGGAAAAUGAAAAAAUCAACACUUCCAGCUGUAAAACCAAAGAAGGUGCAUCCAUUUAACAAACGAAGUGGGCAACAUGCGCAAAUGAUGAGGAAACACUAUAAAACGAACAUGUCCAUAGAGGAAAUGAUGGGAACGGAAAUUAUGCGACAAAGAGACAAUGCUUCUCUGACUUGUCAGAUGCCGCAAAAAUCAACAUAUAUCAACUUCACUCCCACUAUUCGAAAAGGAUCACCACUAACAACAAUGCUAAGAAAUGGUCCUCAUUCUUUGUCGUUAUUACAACUGAAAUCUUUGGAGCCAUUUCUACCAAGAGGAACUGCUAUUCUUCUAAAAGCGCGAAACGAAGAAUUUAAACCGGGGUGGUUAUUUGACAAAGUGCUCAAUUGA
Messenger RNA from Paramuricea clavata, 2468 nucleotides. The record is from the annotation of a GenBank genome assembly. NCBI's taxonomy places the organism in Eukaryota, Metazoa, Cnidaria, Anthozoa, Malacalcyonacea, Plexauridae.